Molecule: messenger RNA, 1359 nt
Organism: Tilletiopsis washingtonensis
Lineage: Eukaryota; Fungi; Basidiomycota; Exobasidiomycetes; Entylomatales
Exons: 2
Coding region: 32-895 (287 amino acids)
Cellular component (GO): mitochondrial large ribosomal subunit
Molecular function (GO): structural constituent of ribosome
Source: RefSeq, a predicted model, not a curated record
CACCACUCCCCCUCCUCCCUCCUCCCUCGCCAUGGCGCACCUCGCUGGCACGUCGGCCUCCGCGCUCGCCGGCAGCUCGCGCAGCGCGUCCGCACUGGUGCGCCGCGCCUUCGGCUCCGCACCUCGCUCCUUCUGCUCCUCCUCGGUGCGCGCCCAGGCCUCGCCCGCCGCCAGCAGCUCCCUCUCCACCGCGCUCCUCCUCUCGCGGCCGCCGACGAUUCUGCGCGAGCCGAGUGCCUUUGAGGCGGCCUACUUUACCUACAACGCCAAGGUGGCGCGCGCACUCGCACAGCCCUUCCCAAAGGACUUCUACUUCCAAAAGGGCAGUGCCGCCGAGCAGCGCUUCGACGACGAGGAGAAGGCGCGUGCGGCGGCCCUGGCGCCGCAGACGCACGCAGAGGCAGGCAAAGGGGGCAACGCGAAGGCUGAGCCGCCGCAGCCGAGUGCACCGACGACGACAACGUCGGAGCACGAGGCGGAUCUCUACGCCACAAGCCCGCGCCGCACAGAGGCAGAUGAGCACAACGACACGACGAGCCUGCAGCGCGCCCUCGACAAGACGCUCUUUCUGCUCAUCAAGGACACGCAGGGCCGCUGGCGCUUCCCCACGACGCCGCUGAGGGGCGACGAGGAGCCGCUGCAUCGCGUGGCACCAAGAGCGGUGCACGAGCCCUUGGGCGAGGACAUGGACAUCUGGCUCGUCUCCAACUUGCCCAUUGCGGUGCUGCCGUCUGGCGCAGAGAAGACCUACUUCCUCCGCGCCCACAUCCUCGCCGGCCAAGCCUCCUCCUCCACCAAGGCCGAGUAUGCGUGGCUGACGCGCGCCGAGGUCGAGGAGCGCCUCAAGGGGGACAGCGCGUACUUUGAGGGGACGCGGGAACUGCUUAGCGAGUAGAAGGCGGGAACGGGUGGAAGAGGAGGACAGUGGGGGCAAGGAAGGGAAAGGGAGAAGGGUAGGCAGGGAGGCAGUCGCAAGAGCGGGGGAGAGGCUCUCUGUUCGGGGGGCCAGCGCAGGGCACGCGUUGAAGGACACCGCAACGAUGUAUCAUUGUGUCUCCUUCGCCUCCGAAGCCUCCCGGAGCGCCUCUCUGAGCACCUCAUACCUCCUCCUCGCAAUGCCCAGCGCGAACUCGAGCGUCUGCUCAUCGUCCAGUCGCGUCCCCUCCGGGUGCGUGGCAGGAGCUUCGGCGUCUGCGCGCGCGAUGGUGGAGCAGACGCCUUGUUGUUGAAGCAGCACCAGCUUUGCUUGCGCAGCGGAGUCGGCAGAGGCGCCGGCGGAAGAAGACGACGAGAGAGCGAGAACGAGACUGGAGUCGAGCAGUGCCGACUCGAAAGCCGUGGGGUCUGCAAGGAGAUGUG